AUGAGAUUUCAAAACGUUUCAAGCCUUAAACGGGACUUGGGGGAGGGUUUGGAGGAUAUGGACGGGGCGAAGGAGGGUCCUGAACGGAGUAUACGGCGUAGAUGGAGCUUUUGGUUAGAGCUGUACUUGCGAUGCCCUGUCCAAUUGAAUAUGAUGCACUUUGACACUGGGAAGGCGAUUGCAGGUGGUGCGCAGUGUGGAUGCGCCGAAGCGAGGAGUGGAUGGGGCGUCGGGAAGACAUUUGGGAAGAGGAAGGAUGUUUUAUUUUGCGCAAUGGAGAAGUAAAGGAGUG
Blastomyces dermatitidis ER-3 is the source of this 292-nucleotide messenger RNA. RefSeq lists its product as uncharacterized. The coding region runs from base 1 to 285 and encodes 94 amino acids. Lineage: Eukaryota; Fungi; Ascomycota; Eurotiomycetes; Onygenales; Ajellomycetaceae. The record is from RefSeq and is a predicted model, not a curated record. The transcript has a single exon.